AGUUCCUCAGUGUAUUCCGAAGAGCUAACAAGGGCGUUGAUCAGUGUUGAUCUCCGUGCAAGAUAUUCAUUGAAAAAAACUGUGUAACUAGAGAGAGUUCUCCUCUAGGUGGAGAUCCCAAGUGACUUGGUUGCAGACAGAAAGCCAAUAAGAGUGAAAAUCUCGUGAAUAUAUCAGUUAAUUAUCUAUCGCAUAUUGCAUAAAAAAAAACAGCAAACACCUUACUGUGAAAAAGCAAUUUACUCUUGAGAGAAUUGUGAUUUUUUUCCCUGCACACACAAAACUCCUCACACGGAAUAUAUUAAUAUUGGAGUUUAUUUAUUUAUUUUUUCUCUCUGUUGGGCUGGUGCCUGAAUAAUAUAAAGCAUAUAUUCUUCGACACAAUAAUGAUUAUCACAAUACAGCAAGGCUACAAGUUUUACACAACAGUGUAUUUGUCUACGAAGAAUGGAAAAGCGCUUCUGUGAUGACUUCAACACCAAAAGCCGAGUAGUCGCACUUGAAUUGAUUAACACAAGAGCCAGUUUGUGAUCAGCACUCAGACCGUCUAGAUCACGACACAGUGAUCGUCAUCUCGGUUAAAAAAUUGCUCCCCAAUCGAAGAGUGAUCAAGUGUAUAGCAUUUGAAAAAAAAAUAUCAUGGACAUUUAGGGCUUUUGUGAAAAGAGAGGAAGCCCGAAUCAGGAGGACGUGCAAGAACAACCAGAACUCAAUCUCAGUGUCUCAUAUAACAAGUAUCAAAUUCUUAAAAAAAAAGAAAAAUCCUCAAUGGGAGAUGUUUUUUGUGUUUGAUGAAAAAUCUCCAGUGAAGGCAAGAGUGUGACGAAAGGAAAAAAAAAAGAUUCUGUUGUGAGUUACAUUAGAAUUAGUGGAAUUUCAAGAACAUCAGGAAGAAGUGAACAAAACGGAUUUAUAUCAAUCUCUUUCGCAGAAAAACUUAAUGAUAGAAGAUUUUAUCCACUUUUUUUUUUGCGCGACACAAAAAUUUGUAUAAUUAAUACAAAGAAAAAGUAUGUGUCACAGUGUGAUAAAAUGCAAAAUACCUAAUGGUAUAUACUAAAACGAUGUGAUUAAUAGUUCAACUAUGUGAUUAAAAUAGAAUGUUCUUGUGUAUGAAAAUCUGCGACAGAAGGAGACUUUUCCGCACAGGAAUAUUUUCUCAGAAAUGACAUUGGAGCUUAUUUAAAUAUUAAAAGAAAAAAAUUCAGCUGAAAAUUCCUUGGUGAAUUUUAUAAAAUAAAUCGUGCCCAACAAGAAAAAAAGAGCGCCGCUCAAGACACCAAGACCAAGUGAAAGAAGAAAAGCCAUAGAGACGUGGAAAAAGAAACUGUAAAAGUAUCACCUUAAAAUCCAGUGGAAUUUCCUCUAUAUACAAAGCUCUGUGUCGUCAGUGUAAAUAGCAAAGUGUUUGGAGAGCAGACUGUAAUUCAAAGUGAUCAUAAUUCUGUCUAUAGUUCUUUUCUUAUUUCGAAAGUGCUAAAAAACAUCGUCCUCAGCACCACACGCCCAAAUGAAUAAUGAAAAAAAUGUUCCAAUUCCCGAGAGCGACAUCAGCAAAUCCAUUGCUCUUGUUCGCAUUCUGCCUAACUGCACUAUCGCUGUGCACAGCAAAACAUGAGGACAACAACAUUGGGCACCCCAUCAGAAAUAGCCCAGUGAAUCACCAUGAAAAUGUGAUAAUUUCACCAGAAAAUACUUUUUCACAAUCACAGUGGAGCAGUAAAUCCUUAAUUCAGUCAAAUGAGGCGCAACAUGACGAGAAGAUCAUCAAAUCAACCACACAUGAUGAGAGAUCUUCAUCUUCAAAUACCCAAAAAACAUCAUCAUCAGGCACCGGAAGUGCUCCAAUUGGAGUCUCGACAUCACCUCCCCCCCAUCCACCCCUUUUUUCCCAUCGUGACAAUCCACUGCAAAUGGAAAACAUCAAAAGUGCAUUGGAUGAUGAUGUGAGGAAUUCUGCAAUGCCACAUUCGUCACGACAUUUACUCCAGCGACGGGACGUUCGGCAUCUCAAAGAAGGAACAAAAAAUUUAUGCAGCAUUUCUGAAUGGUGCAAAUGUCUCGGCGAUAAAAUAUUGGAUGUUGAGUGUCGUUUGCCCGGAGUGACGAUUAAUUUCAACUCUCAAUUCUUGAUACCAAACGAAGCCCGUUCACUGAAAGUGCAUUUGCAUGCCUCAACUCGUCUACACAUCUAUCAGGGCUUCUUCCGGGACAACGGAAUCAAUCGCAUCCUGAUUGAGGGGCCAGAAGGGAAAAGCACAAGUACUCAUGUGGAAUUUAUGCCAGGCUCCCUACAAGGCAACAAAGGAUCAAAUCCAUCCAUUGAGAUCAUCAAUUGUGGCUCUGUUGUACUCAAAAACGGAACAUUCCACGGUGAUAUUAUGCUAAAUAUCACAAAAUGCCGAAAUGUCGUUGUCAAUCCCGGUGCUUUGUUUGACACAAGUUUCAACAGUGUCUUUGACUCAAUCAGCGAUCUCCGAAUGCAACCAAAUGCCCUAAAUGGCGAAAAGAUAUCGAAGGUCUCCAUUGUCAACAGUCAUAUUGAUCGUCUUGAGAAGAUCGGCAGUAAAAUGACAGGAAUUACCAUUACCAAUUCCACAAUAAACACAAUUGCUUCCAAAGCUUUUGAAUUUCUCGAGUUAAUUUCCGUCGUCUUGGAAAAUACAACCAUCAAUCAGAUCGAAAAGGAAGCAUUUCCGAACAAACUCUUCUGCCGAACAAUGCGUAUUGAAGGUUGCACCAUUGAAACGAUAUCAAGUGAGGCUAUUGCUGAUUGUGGAUUUGCUAAUAUCAUAAUCGAGAGGAAUACAAUAAGAACAAUUGGGGAAAGAGGAAUAAGUGCAACAGCUUUAACUGCCAGUGUAUCUUAUAAUAAAAUUGAGAGAACUAAUCGACAUUGGUUGAAAAUUCAGCAAUUUUCGAGUUUGGACGUCAAUAAUAACUCUUUCGGUCAAUUUAGUUCUAUGAAUAUCCAGGGGAAGUCAUCCGAAGGAAGUUGCACCUUUGCCCGUAAUUCUAUAGUCAAGGCUGAAAGUGGAAGUCUACGCUUACCUCAAGACUGUUUGGUGAAGGAUGUUUACUUCAAGAAUGACUGCAAUUGCAACUUGGAAUGGUUGAAGGUCUUGAAUGCGACUAAUUUGGACAGAAUGAUGGACGUUAGUUAUUGUAGUAUCCAUGAAACCCUUAAGCACUGCUUCAAUGCAACCCUGGCCAAGCUAAGAACCUACUACAAAGAGGUCUGCAGUGAGGAUCGAAAAGAGAUCAAUUGUGCGAAGAAUCAGAAGGAGCCAAAACACGAGGGGAACUUUAUAAAACCUGAAGAUUUUGGGAAACGAAGUGAUAAGGAUAAUUUGAUCUACUACAUUUCAGCAGGAGUAGUCCUCCUGAUCUUCCUCCUCCUUCUCAUUGGGAUCCUUAUCGUCUGGAUGCGAAGGCGUGGAAAACGUCAUGACAGAACGGAAUUGAUAACGCCAACCCCUGAAACUUCCCAUCACAGCGUCGAAAGGGUACCAAAAUGUACGCGACUCUUUUCACCAGAAGAUCGGUUGAUCAUUAGUCAGACACUGGAGAAGAUGAAGAUGAAGCAUCCACCCGAAAAGUACGAUCAAGUUUACAACAACACCCAAAAGUUGUUCAACGGUAGUCUCACCGAAAGCGAAAAGGUCCUAACAAUCGGGGAAAUUGUUACAACUCUGGGAAAAUGUGAAAAUUCCGGCGAAGAUUUUGUCGCCUUCACGGACAUCCUGUACAAACAUCUAGCCCCAAAGGACAACAAUCAAAAUGAUCCCGUCUACGCUGAACCCAAUCUCUUAGUCAGCAAUGACGAUGAUCGCAAUACACAACUAGAUCUCAAUCAUAUCUAUGCCGAACCAAAUAGUGUUCAACAGCCCCUACUUAACAACGAGUAUGCAUUUCCCGUUGAUCGGAACACCGAGUCAGGACUCUACACCGAACCCGUGGUCAGCCCAAGAGAACCACCUCGAAAAUUGAUCAGUCCUUAUGCGAUUGGAGGAACAAAUGUGCCACAGCAGGCAGGAGGAGCAACCCCAACAAAUUUGCCCGAUGUCCUGUCACAGUCAACGCCAUCAUCAUCAGCAACACCUGCAGGUGUCACCCCUGGCAAAGUUCAACGACUUGCCAAUGAAUUUGCCAACAAUCCCAAUUUUCACAUAACACGAUCCCCACGAUCCAAUCGCACGAUACCAAAGUACACCAUUCCAACACCCAAAGGACAAUCAACAGAUUCAACUGGUGCUUUUGGGCUACACAAGAAGGAUUCCGCAUCAUCUGAUCACUCAGGUGGUAGCGAUAUCACAGUGAAAAUUGACGAUGUCAUUGACUAUGCAGAUGCAUAAAAAGCAAAGAAAAGAUCAUCAUUUUGGCAUGAUCGACAAUUUUUUCUUGUAUUUGCAUGUUGCUGAACAGAAAAGACUAAAUAUUUAAUUUUACGGACAUUUAGGAGAAGAAGAAGAAAAAAAGAGAAAGAUUCUAGUUAUCUUGCAUCUUCCAACACUUAUACGAUAAGAAUUUUAUACUACGUGAUAUUAAUUGUAAUAUUUGAAUUAUUGUAAAUGGUAAAUAAAAUCUAUAAUAACAACUAAUAAAUUUAUUAAAUGAAGAAUUGAAAACGA
This is a messenger RNA of Phlebotomus papatasi, 4631 nucleotides long. RefSeq lists its product as uncharacterized. The coding region runs from base 1518 to 4355 and encodes 945 amino acids. The transcript is spliced from 6 exons. The record is from RefSeq and is a predicted model, not a curated record. Lineage: Eukaryota; Metazoa; Arthropoda; Insecta; Diptera; Psychodidae.